UUUUUUGUAGACGGGGCGAUGAAGUUUCCUUCUUGUGAAGAUGUGGAGGCCUGUGCGUCUGCGAAGCUGUUGAGGAGCAUGGCUGCUAAGAAACUAAGAAGAGCACAGUUGUCUCAGGAGCUGUGUGAGAGGCUGAGUCGCUGUCAAAUCACUACCUGUCAGGACUUUUUAUGUCUUUCCCUCUUGGAGCUAAUGAAAGUGACGGGACAGAGCUACUAUGAGGUGCAGAAGCUUCUUUGUAAAGUCAGCCGAGCUUGUGCUCCCAAAAUGCAGACAGCUUAUGAAAUGAAACUGAGGAAGUCUGUCAGUCCCUCUUCAGCCUUUUUAUCCACCACGCUGCAUAGUUUGGAUAGAGUCUUGCAUGGUGGAGUACCUUGUGGGUCCCUCACAGAGAUAACUAGCCCACCGGGUUGUGGCAAAACUCAAUUUUGUAUUAUGCUGAGUGUUCUGGCUACACUGCCUCUAAGCAUGGGAGGACUAGAUGGGGCAGUUAUAUACAUUGACACAGAGUCCGCAUUCAGUGCUGAAAGGUUGAUUGAGAUAGCAGGAAACAGAUUCCCUACUUAUUUUGACUCGGAUGAAAAGGUGUUCUGCAUGACCCGUAGCAUUCACCUCUAUCGAGAACUGACCUGUUGCAGUGUACUACAGAGGAUUAUGUCUUUGGAAGAAGAAAUUAUUUCAAAGAAAGUUAAACUCAUAAUAAUUGACUCUGUUGCUUCAGUUGUCAGAAAGGAGUUUGACACAAAACUUCAAGGCAAUCUGGCAGAGAGAAGUAACUUUUUGACUAGAGGAGCAUCAGUGUUGAAGUAUUUGGCAGAGGAGUUCUCAAUACCAGUUAUCUUGACAAAUCAGAUUACCACAUCGCUGAGCAAUGGCCCUGAGAUCCAGGCAGACCUGGUGUCUCCAGCUGAUGAUUUGUCCCUGUCUGAAGUCCUGGUGCCAAAUGGAGUGAAAACACUGAAGGAAUUAUCAAGUGAACUGAGGAGCCCCCAGAGAUCAGAGGCUGUUGGGGCUUCUGUAAGUGGGAAGAAGGAUUCUGGUUGUGUGACAGCAGCCCUUGGCAACACGUGGAGUCACAGCGUCAACACCAGGCUCAUACUACAAUAUCAUGACUUGCCAAAAAGGCAGCUCCUGGUCGCUAAAUCACCUGUUUCUCCAUUCUCCGCUUUUUUCUACACCAUUGAGAAAUCAGGCUUGGUUCUUCAGGACGGAAAGGAUCAAACAAAUUUAAUUUGGGAAGGAACCAAUCCUGCCCUGCAGCCCAUACGAGUGAGGAACACUGCCUUGAAAGAUACUUUACUUAGUGCUACUUUACCUAGCACUACUGGAGAGACUUCAAGCAAUACAUCCGAUCUAUAGAAAGACCAAUGGAAACUCCCCAAAGAAAAGAAUAAAUGACGACAUUGUUUUUCAAAAA
Pipra filicauda (Wire-tailed manakin) is the source of this 1417-nucleotide messenger RNA. It is a transcript of the gene RAD51B, whose product is annotated as RAD51 paralog B. Gene Ontology annotation, molecular function: DNA binding; ATP-dependent DNA damage sensor activity; ATP binding. Lineage: Eukaryota; Metazoa; Chordata; Aves; Passeriformes; Pipridae. The record is from RefSeq and is a predicted model, not a curated record. The coding region runs from base 19 to 1359 and encodes 446 amino acids. The transcript has 12 exons. Gene Ontology annotation, biological process: double-strand break repair via homologous recombination. Gene Ontology annotation, cellular component: Rad51B-Rad51C-Rad51D-XRCC2 complex.